Molecule: messenger RNA, 2853 nt
Organism: Scylla paramamosain (green mud crab)
Lineage: Eukaryota; Metazoa; Arthropoda; Malacostraca; Decapoda; Portunidae
Product: Krueppel-like factor 2
Exons: 2
Coding region: 1818-2540 (240 amino acids)
Biological process (GO): regulation of transcription by RNA polymerase II
Molecular function (GO): RNA polymerase II cis-regulatory region sequence-specific DNA binding; DNA-binding transcription factor activity, RNA polymerase II-specific
Source: RefSeq, a predicted model, not a curated record
AAGCCGAAAAAAGCUGAAAAAGUGGAUAUUUUGACGUAAACAAGCUGAACAGUGAAGAUUUUUGACGUAAACAAGCCGAAUAGUGAAGAUUUUUGACGUAAACAAGGUGAAUAGUGAAGAUUUUUGACGUAAACAAGCUGAAUAGUGAAGAUUUUGACGAAAGCAAGGUGUAAACUAAAGGAAAAAUGUUAAUAAAAGGAAAAAAUUAAUGAAGACCUUGUACAUUUUGACGUAAACAAAUCGAAAAUAAGAGAGAAAAAAAUUGAAACUGAAAAAAAGAAGGAAAUUUUCACGUGAGCAAAAAUUUCGAAAAAAAAGAGAAAAAAUGAAAAUAAAUAAAUAAAUAAAAAAAUAGAAAAAAUGACCAACUUUUUCAUGUGAACGAACUGAAAACAACAACAAGAAUGUAAACAAACGAAAUUAAAAGAACAAUAUUGACAUUUUGGCGUCAGCAACUUAAAAAAAUAACUGUAAACAACAAGAAGAAUGUAAACAAACGAAAUUAAAAGAACAAUAUUGACAUUUUGACGUCAGCAACUUAAAAAAAUAACUGUAAACAACAACAAGAAUGUAAACAAACGAAAUUAAAAGAACAGUAUUGAUAUUUUGACGUCAGCAACUUAAACAAUUAUGCAAAAAUGUAAACAAGACUGGAAAUUAAGUAAAAAAGUGUAAAUUUUCACUUAAACUGGAAACAAGCUAAAAAGAAAAAAAAAGACGAAGAUUAAUGAAAACAAGGGAUAUUUUGACGUGAAAACAAGUGAAAAAACGAAAAAUUAAGAAAACAGUAAACAUUCUGACGUAAACAAACUGAAAACAAGUGAAAAAACGAAAAAUUAAGAAAACAGUAAACAUUCUGACGUAAACAAACUGAAAACAAGUGAAAGAAAACGAAAAAUUAAGAAAAAACUAUAAAUUUUGACGUAAACUGAAAACAAAUGAAAGAAAACGAAAAAUUAAGAAAAAAACUAUAAAUUUUGACGUAAACAAACUGAAAACAAGUGAAAGAAAACGAAAAAUUAAGAAAAAACUAUAAAUUUUGACGUAAACUGAAAACAAAUGAAAGAAAACGAAAAAAUUAAGAAAAAAAACUAUAAAUUUUGACGUAAACAAACUGAAAACAAGUGAAAGAAAACGAAAAAUUAGGAAAACACUAAAAAAAUUGACAAAAACUGAAAACGACUGGGAAAAAAAUAUAAACAGAAAUUAAUUAGAGAAAAAAGUUGAUAUUUUAACGUAAACAAGGCGAAAAAUUGUAAACAAACGAAAAUAAACAAGAAAACAUUGAAGUGGACGUGAAGAACUGAACGAGAGAGAGAGAGAGAGAGAGAGAGAGAGAGAGAGAGAGAGAGAGAGAGAGAGAGAGAGAGAGUUGAAGUCUCCAUCAUCUUCAUUUUCUCUAACAUGAAGGAAUAUCAGGAGGUGUGGCUGGACCUGGAGUCAGUGCUGCUGGCGGACGACCUCCACGACUACCCCCCCCACCACCCCCGCCCCCCCGCAGCCCCCCCGCAGCCCACAGCCACCGCCCCCCACGGCUUCUUCCUGGAGGCGGGGGAGGGGGCCCGCUCACUGUCUUGGGGGGCGAGGCGGACCCACCCCACCACCUCCUGCCCCCCCUGCCCCCCGCCGCCCCCCGAGGCUGCCCCGGGGUGCCCACUGCCCGGGGUGCCCCCUCCUGGGCCGCUGCCCCCCACGCCGCCCCACCACGACCCCCUGUACGCCUCCCCGCCCCAGCAUUACGAGCCUCCCGCCUGCAGGCUGGGGGGCGGGGUGGUCUCAAGCGCGGGUACCCUGAGGGCGCGGCGCCCCCAGCUAAGAUGGCCUGCGUGGCGGGCUACAGGAGAGGCGACGCCUGCCCCGCCCCCGCCCCGCCGCCACCCCUGCAGUACAUGGGCGUCCCCCACGCCGGGGCCUACCAGCCCCCACACCCCAUGCACGCCCCCCACCAGUACCCGCUGCCCCCCACGCCGCCGCAGUACCCGGGGGCGCCGCACCCACAGCCGCCGCAGGAAUACACCGCAGCCUGGCCGCCCCCCGCCCCGCCCUUCCCGCAGUAUCCCGUGUGUGUGGAGGCGGGGGCGCAGGCCGCUGCAGGCGGUGGCCCCGGCAUGCUGUGUGGGGCGCCGCUCCCCGUGGCGAGCGGCAGCGGCGCCAGUGGCGGGGCAGCAGGCGGCGGCGGCGGCGCGGCGGGUGUCGCCAGGCCGCGGCGGCGCCGCAGCCGCCGCAAGCUGGUGGUGCACAGCUGCCCCUUCGAGGCGUGUCUCAAGACAUACAUCAAGUCCUCCCACCUGAAGGCGCACCUGCGCACGCACACGGGAGAGAAGCCGUACACGUGCCGGUGGCGCGGGUGUGGGUGGCGGUUCGCGCGCUCCGACGAGCUGACGCGCCACUACCGCAAGCACACCGGCGACCGCCCCUUCCAGUGCAGGCUGUGCGACCGCGCCUUCUCGCGCUCUGACCACCUCAGCCUCCACAUGAAGCGACACUCCGCGGCGGCGGCGGCGGCGGCGGCGGCGCCGGCACACCCUGCCCUGCCCUAGCGGCGUGCACCACCACCACCACCACCACCACCUGGCCUUCCAGUGCAGGCUGAGCGAGACAGGAGAGGGAGCGUGUGCACAGGGAGGGAGGACCAGGCACUGACGGAAACAACACACACACACACACACACACACACACACACACACACACACACACACACACACACACACACAAAGUGAACAUUAAAUUUUCAUGAAAAUUGAGACAACAAAAAGAAGAAGAAGAAGAAGAAGAAGAAGAAGAAGAAGAAGAAGAAGAAGAAGAAGAAGAGGAGGAGGAGGAGGAGGAGGAGGAAGAAAUGAAGGAAAGGAA